GGAUAUCAAUUUUGGACUAAAGCCAAUGACAAAGGGAUUUUUACCAUUACCCAUGUUCGAACUGGAGACUAUAAUCUUUAUGCAUGGGUUCCUGGAUUUAUUGGGGACUACAAAUUAGAUAUGACUAUAACUAUCUCUUCAGGAAGUCAAAUCAAUUUGGGUGACCUUGUGUAUAAGCCUCCAAGGGAUGGUCCUACUUUAUGGGAAAUAGGAAUUCCCGAUCGCUCUGCUGCUGAGUUCUUUGUCCCAGAUCCUAAUCCUAUCUAUGUCAACAAACUCUAUGUUAAUCAUCCUGACAGAUUUAGGCAAUAUGGUUUAUGGGAGAGAUAUGCUGACUUGUAUCCUGACAGUGAUCUUAUUUAUUCAGUUGGUGCGAGUGACUAUAGAAAAGAUUGGUUUUUCGCUCAUGUUACCAGGAAGAUUGGAGAGAACUCCUAUCAAGCAACGACAUGGCAAAUAAAGUUCCAAGUUGAUAGUGUCAAUCAAACUGGAGCUUACAAGCUUAGAGUAGCACUUGCCUCUGCCACAAUUUCUGAAUUACAAGUUCGUUUUAACGAUGCAACGAUAAAUCCUCCUCACUUUACAACAGGGCUAAUUGGUAGAGACAAUUCGAUUGCAAGACAUGGAAUUCAUGGAUUAUAUUGGUUGUUUAACAUUGAUGUGCAAAGUGCAUGGCUUAUUCAAGGUGAUAAUACAAUCUAUUUAACUCAGACCAAGAGUACAAGCCCUUUUCAUGGAAUCAUGUAUGAUUAUAUCCGCAUGGAAGGCCCUCCAGGACAAUAAUAUAAACAAAGUGGAUAAGUCAUGCACUAGCUAACUUCUUACUGUCGCUUAAGAACAUCUCUAUGUGCAAAACGUGUGGCUCUGGGUGUCAAUCUGUCAUUACAGAUUGACCUUUUUAUUCUUC
Messenger RNA from Musa acuminata subsp. malaccensis (wild Malaysian banana), 907 nucleotides. The record is from RefSeq and is a predicted model, not a curated record. Lineage: Eukaryota; Viridiplantae; Streptophyta; Magnoliopsida; Zingiberales; Musaceae.